CCGAGGGGCUGUUCAGAGCGCUGCGGGGCUGGAGCUACCGCCGCCCUCCCCAGCCGCUAUUUUCGGCCCCGGUGACUCCCGUACCGAAGCGGGGGGGGCGGUGCUGGCGGCCGCUCCGCCUCCCCUCACAGCGGCGGGGAUGGCGGCGGCGGCGGCGGAGGAGGAGGGCGCGGACGAGGCGGAGCUGGGCCUGCUGGAGUGCCGGGUGUGCUUCGAGCGGUACGGCCCCAGCGGGCAGCGCCGGCCGCGGAACCUGCCCUGCGGCCACGUCCUCUGCCGGGGCUGCCUGGAGGCCUUGGGAGGGCCCGAGGGCCGCCGGCUGGAGUGUCCCUUCUGCCGCCGGGCCUGCGGCCGGGCCGAGACCAGCGACUGCCUGCCGCUGCUGCAGCUGCUGGAGCUGCUGGGCCCCGCCGGCCGCAGUCUCCCCUCCGCCUUGGGGAGGAGCAGAGGGGCGGCCGGGCCGGCCCCCGCCGGCCUGGGGCUCCGGUUGUCCCUUGGGGGCUGGGGGUCGUUGGUCAACCCCAGCGGGGUGGCGGCCUGCCGGAGGUCGGGGCGCCUGGCGGUGGCACACGAUGGGAAGAAGAGGAUCCACGUCUUUGGGCCGAGCGGAUCCUGCCUGCGGCGGUUCGGGGAGCGGGGGGACGCGGGCAACGAUAUCAAGUACCCGCUUGACGUGACCGUCACCUGGGACGGGCAUGUGGUGGUCACCGAUGGCGGGGACCGCUCCGUGAAGGCCUUUGAUUUUGAGGGAAGGGGGGUCCUGGCCGUCCGGGAAGGUUUCUGUUUGCCAUGGGGCUUGGAUUCCACCCCCGAGAGUGAAGUUAUCCUCACCGACGCGGAGGCGGGAGCUCUCUACCGCUUAACGGCCGACUUCCAGAAGGGGGAAUUAAAGAAGUGUCGGAUGAUCCGGUCUCAGCUCGUCAGCCCGAGAGGGGUUGCAGUCUCCCAGACCUCGGGUGCCAUCGCGGUCAUCGAGCACCUGAAAGCUCAAGGACCCAACAAGGGCAGAACCCGAGUGAAGAUAUUCAGUGCGGAGAUGGAUCUCAUCGGCCAGACGGAUAGCUUCGGCCUCAACCUCGUUUUCCCCUCCAAAAUAUAUACUACAGCUGUGGCCUUUGACAAAGAUGGUCGGGUUAUAGUCACGGAUGUCUGUAACCAGGCCGUAAUAUCCUUAGGAAAACCUGAGGAGUUUCCCAUCUUUAACCCUCUAAUUAGCCACGGGCUUUCCUAUCCCGUGGGACUGACUUACAUGGCAAACAAUUUCCUCGCCGUCUUAGACAGCGGUGAUCAUUCAGUAAAAAUAUACAGCUCCACCUGAGUGUGUUUAGAUGCUUACGGCUGUAGGUUCAAGCUGCUUUUCACCACAAAGCACGCGAAGCCCUGGUGUCUGCGGGCGUGCAGGGAGGAGGCAUUUUCUGGGCUUCACUUGAAGUGAAAUUGCCCUCUUUGACCAACACGCUGCGCGUCUGCAGAGGUUACCUCCAAUCUCUUGCCUCUCCGCAGGAGAAGCCCUGGCUGUGGCAGGCUGUAGUCAGCCAUAAAUCAACCAAACAAAUAAUUUGGCAUUUUAAAACCACUCCAUACCUUGUCAGCCACGUGGUCUUGGUAAUUUUUGACCAUGUAAUAACGAGAUUUGGAAUGGAGUAAUGAAAGACUGGUACCAGGGAGAGAAAGUGAUGCCUUGUUUGUUUACCUUUCCCAGCGCGAAGUCUCUAUUAUUCUUCGUUAAGCAGAGCUGCACCCUAAUUAGAGUGACAAGAGUGGUUUGUUUCCAGGAUUUCUGCAUGAGAAAGGAGACUUGCUUGAUGAAAUGAUAGGAAAAAUGGAAGCUUUGGCUCAAGGUGGUCUGAAUCCAGCUAAGAUCAC
Calidris pugnax (ruff) is the source of this 1866-nucleotide messenger RNA. It is a transcript of the gene NHLRC1, whose product is annotated as NHL repeat containing E3 ubiquitin protein ligase 1. The record is from RefSeq and is a predicted model, not a curated record. The coding region runs from base 140 to 1318 and encodes 392 amino acids. The transcript has 2 exons. Gene Ontology annotation, molecular function: protein binding; ubiquitin protein ligase activity; translation repressor activity. Gene Ontology annotation, biological process: proteasome-mediated ubiquitin-dependent protein catabolic process; protein polyubiquitination; negative regulation of translation. Lineage: Eukaryota; Metazoa; Chordata; Aves; Charadriiformes; Scolopacidae.